UAUGAAAAAAUUUCUCCUAAAAGCCGUACCCCCAACAAUUUUAGUGCCGAAUCCCUCAUGAACACUUCGUAUGGCACUCGGUUUUGUUCGUCUGGUUCCGAAGUAGACGCCAUUUUGUGUGAAAAAAAUUUUUUUUUGCUGCGGCGGCAUUUUUGUGAAUAUUAGUCGAAUCACUAUUUCCUGGAGAUUUAGUGUAACAAUUACUUACCGGCUAUCGCAGCAGUUCACAAAUAAACAAAAAAUCACGCGGCAGUCUAGUUGUGUUGUUGUUGAACUGAAAGGAAAGAGCCAAACCAAACGUGCCGCUUUUAUUGUUGUGACUCCGGGCGAGCUGCAGUGAAUGUAAAAGUGAAUUUGCACGUGUGGCAGGGAAGGGAAUAGGAUAGGUGAUUAGCUUCUCAAGAUGAGCAGCAGCACCGCCGGCAGCGAUGUGGCUGCGACGCCUUCAUCGUCUCCACAGGUCAAGGUGGAAGCGGACUUCUCCGGAUCGAAGUUUGAAAUCGAUGCAUCGCUGUCUGACGAGGAGCGGCGGUUCUACUUAAAGAUGUAUCCCUCCGUUGAUUUGGUAAAUCUGCGCAAAGUACACUGCACCGUGUGCCGCCUCCACUUGGGAACUGCCCCGGUGUCCGAGAACAACAUCAAGAUGCAUCCCAUUUUGCGAGUGUCGCACUGCGUCAAGUGCCACGAUUUUUAUAACAGCGGCGAGUUUUCCAAGGGUGAGGACGGCUCCGAGCUCUACUGCCGCUGGUGCGGGCAAGGCGGCGAGGUAUACUGCUGCUCCACAUGCCCCUAUGUCUUCUGCAAGUCCUGCAUCGUAAAGAACCUAUCCAAGGGCGUCAUAACGGACAUUGAGCAGAACGAGAACUGGAACUGCUUCAGCUGCACCUCCAAGAUUCUGUGGCCCUUGCGCGCCCAGCACUGGGCUCUCGUAAACUUCAUCCAGACACAAAAAAGAGCGAUUCAAGCUUUGCCGCUACCCGAACUGGAAAUUCGUCGUCAAAUGCUCAAGGAUAACAGCAAUUGCUGCCGCUUGGCAAAGUCGAAGACUAGCAAUAUGUUAGACUCAGGGGAGAGCCUAGAAUCAAACGUCUCGAAACGCAGCCAAGGCAGCCCAGCGGCGGCUCCAAAGAGGACCAAGCCGUCUCCGGCACCACCGGCAAAGCGGCUGAAAGCCUCCUCUAACGAUGAGGUAGUCUGCACUCCUGAUCUUCUCAGCAUGCUAGAACCGGACUGCCAGCUGUCGACGCCCCCUAAAACAGGCGGUCGCAUGCCGGCGCUACCCGCAAAUGUCACCACCACCCCCAAGAUCAUCACAGUCCAGCAAAACUAUACUGGUCCCACACCCAGCAGUAGUACCGGCAGCAAUGGACGAGAAAGUGGGACAAUGCCAACGCUUCAGUCACGAAACAGUCUUCCGCCGCCGCUAGUCCUGAGUGGGUCGGGAAUACGCUACCGCCAGAAUGGCCCAAGUGGUAACAAUGUUGUGCGCCGGACAGUUGUUCCCAACCCGGUGCGAAGCUCGGGUCCUGUCUUUCACACCAUUAACGGUUUCCGGGUGGACUUGAACAGUGCAGCACAGCAGGACUCCUAUCGACUGCCGAAUGGCCGGUUAAUCCAAGUAAAGCGACAGGUCCCCCCGACACAGGCGCCGCCUGCACCGUCCCCGAUAGGCCUUCCGCCGGGCAUUGUUAUCCGACCACUGCGACCUACGCCCUCGGGAGGCGGUAGACAGUCCCAGGCACAGGGCUUUGGCAGCAACAUCGGCAUCUACAAUCCGCAAAGCAAUCAGCAGCAACGACCUCCUCAGAUUGUUCGGAUCGGAAGCAUGAAUCCUGCAGCCGCAGCCCAACAACAAGCCCAGCCAUCAAAUGUAAACGGAGGACAGCCGGCUGGACAUCCCAACCAGCCUGGGGCGAAGAGUUCAACACUGGUGCGCCGAAUAUUCCCAGAUAACCCGGUGGGACACGCGCGGACCCAGUUGCAGGAGCAAAUUUUCAGUGCCAUGGAGAUCUGCACGCAUCUCACCGGAAAGGUUGUGUCCCUAACCCACUCGAAUGCCUAUAAUCAGGUGCGAGGCUAUAUGGAUCUCAAGGAACUCUACAUUCACAUGUCAUAUCUGAUGACGUACGCAAUUGGACGAUUCAAGAACCUGCAGGAGAAGUGCUUGGUGGACAUGCGUGAGAUGGGAUUUAAGAACGAUGCCAAUAGUUUGGAGAACGGUCAGCUGGCAGCUGAAAAACAAGCCAGCGAUGACGAGGAUAAUGAGAUCGAAAUUGUGGAACCCAAGACAGAUACCAUUACCAUUGAUUCGGACAACGAAGAUUCGGACUCCACGUCGCCGAAAAAGGCGCAGGCUCAGUCGCCCCAUAAAUCGCAGAUGCUGGUCAAGUUGGCUCAGAAAAUACAGGAGAGGAGGACCCAACCACCCACUAAAGCGGCGGAUCAACAUGAAAAGCCCAUAAUGACAAUAACCUCAGUGACAUCAGCCGCUCCUAAGACGGAGGCAGGGGAAACCCAGGCGGACAUCGAUGUGGCUGCCUUUAGUUCCACAAUCCUCGCCAGCUUGCUGGAGGUGGACAUGAAUGGGCCGAACUCCAAGACAAAAUCGUCUGCGACUCAUAAAAAGCAGCCUCGCAAGAAAACGACGAACAAACCCAAUCCAGCGUUGCUCCAACUGGAACGAAAACGUAUGGAGGAAAUGAAGAAAUCCGAUGCCAAGUUGAAAAUGAAGGUUGUGGUGAAGUUGAGGAGGGCUGAGGACGAGUUUGAGGUAGCUCGUCUAUGGGCUGAAGAAAAUAAGAAGCGUCAGCAGGACAGUGAGGCAGAAAAUAAUACUGACGAACCAUUGACUUCCGAGGAACCUGUUUGCGCAAAGAAGGAAGCAUCUAAUCAAAGUCCACCAAGUAAGGACAUUUCAAAAUCUCCACCUACAACGGAAGACGUAGAAGACACCUCCAAGACAAACGAUGAAUCCGCAAUUACAAACGAAAAGGUUGAGGAACCCGAUGAAGCACAGGUAGCGUCAACAGACCCUGAAGAUAAAGUAAUAUUGGAAAGCGAAGAGGAUUCAGAGGAUCAAAGAGAAAAACAGCCUGAAAAUGUAGAAACAAUAGAAGAAUUGUCUGAUGGUAAAGAACAAACACCUGAGAAGGAACAGGAUCCAGUCCCAAACACAAAUAAUGCAGAUGAGACGAAAAAUAAUGCGGAUAAAGAAAAGGAACAUCAAGAAAUUAAAGAAACAGAAAAUGAACAAAUUAAAGACAGUGAUGCCGAUUCUAAUGACCUUUCAAAACCAGAAAAUAAAGAAAGUAAAGAAAAGAGUGUGACUCCGAAAAAGAAGGAUAAAUGCGACGAUGUGGAAGAAACUCCAGAAAUCGAUAAGACUGUGGUAGAGAAGCCAGCCGAACCCAUGGAAUCUUCUGAAAAUGUGAAAUGUGAAAAUGAGGAACCGUCUGCUGAUCUCGUAGAAAGCAUGGAUACCACAGAAUCGCUAGAAACGCCAAAAGAACUAAUGGAUUGCGGCUUAGACGACGACAUAGGAAUGGACGGCAUAGAGCUGAGUGAUGCCACGGAAGAGCUUAUCCAAGCACUGAGCCGGCAGAGCCCGGGAGCUUCCGAGAACGCUAAAGACGAGACUGAUCUGGAUAGUAAUGAUCUAAUGGAUGAACUACCACUUGAGACGGCCGAGCCACCUGAAAUUCUUUUAAGGGAAGAAGGAAAUGAUAAGUUAGGUAACAAAGUAAAACAGGAGGCAGAAGAUACACAAACUAUUAGGGAUGAAAAUGACGAAAGUGAUGUUCAAGCUCCCGUUACCGACUCUGUGGAUGACCCACUUCCCACAGCGACGAUUAUUGGCUAGUUUGUGGUGAUUAUUUGUGGUUCGGUCGAAUGAGAUGUAGAUCUGAACCUCAUCUUUUUAAAUUGAAGCACAAUUUUUUUUUGUUUUCCACCAUUCUUUUCCUGAAAAUGCUAGUUUUCUUGAAAAGAUAAUUUUCAAUUUAAAAAUUUACAUUCGCUUCCUAGCUCUAAGGCCAAUUUGUAAAAUAAAAGUCCGAUCAAUGAUAAGCUAUUUAGAGUUUCCCAUAUGCCAUUAGGAUUAAUUGUUGCAUUUCACGAUGCAUUGUUAUAUUUUCAAAAAGUUUGUAAAGCCUGCAAUCCCAAGGAAUGCUUGGAAUAAUGUAAAGUGUAUUCCAUGGCUACUGCAUGUUUAUUCAAUUUAGAAUAUACUAACGGAGUAAUAAAGCCAGAUGCACAUGAACAAAAAAAUUAUUGAUAUUAAUAAAUGUGUGUAGUUCUAAGUUAUAUUGAUAAAUAAAAUCUGAAGAACUAUUAUACAGUAAA
This is a messenger RNA of Drosophila ananassae, 4341 nucleotides long. RefSeq lists its product as uncharacterized. The transcript is spliced from 4 exons. The coding region runs from base 404 to 3859 and encodes 1151 amino acids. The record is from RefSeq and is a predicted model, not a curated record. Lineage: Eukaryota; Metazoa; Arthropoda; Insecta; Diptera; Drosophilidae.